AUGGCUGAUCGCAGACCAAUCCAGCUUGGAGGGCAUUCGCCUCCACCAUUUCGACCACAAACACCAGAUCCCCAGCACGAAGCUACAGUGGUCCGCCAAGGAUCUCUGAAACGAGCAGAGAAUGCGAUCAAAGAAAUCUUCUUCGGCAACGCCAAGGUCAAGCAGCACGCCAUCGACAAGCAGGUGCAACAAACACAAGAGCGAGAAAGGCAACACAAAGCCAAAGUCCUAACGCCUCCAGAAAGUCCUAGCAUCGAAGAUAUGCCUCAUAUUUCUCUUGGUUCAAGAAGUCCCAGUGUGGAGGCUACUGAUACAGACAGAAUCAAUCACAACGGCUUGGGAACCUUCAAAGGUUGCAGCAUGCAAGGAAGGCUGGGAAAGCCGACGAACCCACCGAAGAACAAGAUGGACAGGCGAAGGCUGUCUGUCAUGCGAGAUGCUAUUGAUGAGGCUGCUGGCGAGUCGUAUGGCUGGCCCGGCUUAGUUGAGUGGUCAUCAUCGAACAAGAAGUAG
This is a messenger RNA of Lithohypha guttulata, 513 nucleotides long. RefSeq lists its product as uncharacterized. Bases 1 to 513 code for a protein of 170 amino acids. The record is from RefSeq and is a predicted model, not a curated record. The transcript has 2 exons. NCBI's taxonomy places the organism in Eukaryota, Fungi, Ascomycota, Eurotiomycetes, Chaetothyriales, Trichomeriaceae.